AUGCCCACCUCUGCCCUUUCACCUCACCGGGCACCAGAACCAGAGAGUGCCACACUAACCAACGCUGCAGCCCCUGAGCCACAGAACACUCUGGUAAACAGCCCUGCACCCAACACCGCAGCCUCCGAGGAUCAGCCAGAAGAUGAAAAUUGGCCAUCGGAGCUUGACCCAAUCUCGCAUGCCAUGGUAGCAGGUUACAUUGACCUUGUCUUGGUGAAUGCAUUUCGAGCAACAUGGUUUAUUGCUCGGAAAUUAGGUGUUUCCACAUCUCGAGUAUUGCUCCUGCCUGUUUUAGCAAUUGCAUGUGAAAUGGACUUCAACAUCUGGGGUAGUAGAUUCGUGCUUACACCGAACCCAGCCGGUGGUGUUCAGGUUUGCCUUGUGCUUAAGGAGACAUGUCAAGCCCAACCGAGUGGGGCCAACGAUGAGGCAAUGAUGCAAGGGACAGACAAUAACCUAGAUGCUGCCACAGCAGCUACUCCAUCGUCAAAGUUGUUUGACUCCAAUCCAUGUUCCAUGAUCCAUGAUCCAACACAGCCAGACAAACCUGGAUCAUUGAUCGUUGCGAGCAGGAAGACCAGCUUUCUUCUCUCAUUUCCCCUCGCUGCUCAGCUGGAGCCUGUGUCACCUAGCACACCUCGCGGUUCUCCUAUUGAGACUGACCCAGACCUUCCUAGUCUUACCUCCACUUCCACUGGAUCUCUUAACCUUAGCUCCGAGCAGCUCGGUAUCCUGACAGCCAUCCUGCACAAUACUGCGAUUCUGCAAGUGCGAGCAUAA
Cantharellus anzutake is the source of this 780-nucleotide messenger RNA. RefSeq lists its product as uncharacterized. The record is from RefSeq and is a predicted model, not a curated record. The transcript has 6 exons. The coding region runs from base 1 to 780 and encodes 259 amino acids. Lineage: Eukaryota; Fungi; Basidiomycota; Agaricomycetes; Cantharellales; Hydnaceae.